Molecule: messenger RNA, 1596 nt
Organism: Maudiozyma barnettii
Lineage: Eukaryota; Fungi; Ascomycota; Saccharomycetes; Saccharomycetales; Saccharomycetaceae
Gene: PDI1
Product: protein disulfide isomerase PDI1
Exons: 1
Coding region: 1-1596 (531 amino acids)
Biological process (GO): protein folding; response to endoplasmic reticulum stress
Cellular component (GO): endoplasmic reticulum
Molecular function (GO): protein disulfide isomerase activity
Source: RefSeq, a predicted model, not a curated record
AUGAUGUUCAAUAAGAAGACCCUAUUUGCUGUCUCCAAUUUGAUUGCUUCUGUGUUGGCUCAAGAAGCUACCGCUCCAAAGGAUUCUGCCGUUGUCAAAUUAACUAACGAUAACUUCAAAUCUGUCGUCCAAGGUUCAGAUUUAGUCCUUGCUGAAUUUUUUGCUCCAUGGUGUGGUCACUGUAAAAAAUUAGCCCCAGAAUACGUUCAAGCUGCUAAGAUUCUAAAGGAUGAACAUAAUAUCACUUUGGCUCAAAUCGACUGUACUGAAGAUCAAGAACUUUGUAUGGAACAAGGUGUUCAAGGUUAUCCAACUUUGAAAAUCUUCAAGAACGGUGAAAUCAACGCUGAUGCUGCUCAAACCUAUCAAGGUCAAAGAACCGCUGAUGCAAUCGUCGAAUACAUGAUUAAAGCUUCUCUACCUGCCGUCAUCACCGUUGAAGAUGUCAAGGAAUUAGAUGAACUUUUAGCUAAUGCUACUUCUCCUGUCAUCGUUAACUACGGUGUCUCCAAGAUUGAUAAAAACUUCUUAUCUAUUGCUGACUCCCUAAAUGAAAUGUAUACUUUUAUCUCUGUUCCAUCUUCCAAAAAACAAAAUAUUUCUUUAUACUUACCAUCUGGUAGUGAAGAACCAAUUGUUUACAACGGUAAGAUCGAUGAAAUCGUUGAUGAUAAAUUGAUCUUGGAACAAUGGUUAAAAGUUGAAGCUUUACCAUAUUUCGGUGAAAUUGACGGUUCCAUCUUUCAAUUCUACAUUGAAUCAGAAUUACCAAUGGCUUACUACUUCUACGUCACCGACGAUCAAAUUGAUGACUACAAGGAAUACUUCACUGAAUUAGGUAAGAAAUACCGUGGUGAAAUUAACUUUGUCUCCAUCGAUGCUAAACAAUUCGGUAGACAUGCUGCUAACUUGAACAUGAAGGAACAAUUCCCAAUGUUCGCCAUUCAUAAUUUAACUGCUAACUUGAAAUAUGGUCUACCACAAUUAACCGACGAAGAAUACGCUGAACUAACUAUCCCACCUGUUGUUGAAAAGGCCGAUAUCACUAAAUUGAUCACUGACUUCAUCGAUCAUAAGGCUGAACCAAUCGUUCAAUCCGAAGAGAUCCCAACCAUCCAAGAAAGCAACGUCUUCAAGUUGGUCGGUAAGACUCACGAUGACAUUGUCUACGACAACCAAAAGGAUGUCCUAGUUAAAUACUAUGCUCCAUGGUGUGGCCACUGUAAGAGAUUAGCUCCGAUCUACGAAGAAUUAGCUGAUAUCCUAGCUACUGAUAAGAACGCUCAAGAUAAGAUCGUCAUUGCUGACAUUGAUGACACUGUUAAUGAUAUCAUGGGUGUUGAAAUCCCAGGUUACCCAACUAUCGUCUUCUACCCAGCCGGUAAGGACGCUGAACCAAUUCUAUUCGAAAGUGCUAGAACCGUCGAAGCUUUCCUAGAAUUCAUCAAGAACAACUCUGCUAACAAGAUCGAUGGUCCAGCCAUUUAUGAAGAAUACAAGACUGAACUAAAGGCUAAACAAAAGGCUAAGCGUCAAGCUGAAGCCGAUAACGAUGAUGAUGAUGAUGAAGAUGACUACGAUCAUGAUGAAUUGUAA